Molecule: messenger RNA, 336 nt
Organism: Prorocentrum cordatum
Lineage: Eukaryota; Dinophyceae; Prorocentrales; Prorocentraceae
Source: the annotation of a GenBank genome assembly
AUGGGCGAAGGCCUCGCUGUAGCCGCCCCCGAGCGCCCAGAGUUCUCGGCGGGAUGCCUGGCCCGUCAUUCCUGCCAAGGUGUUUGGUACCUCGCCUCGUCCCUGCUCGAGCCUCCCUUUCAGAGCAGCGGGAUCUAUAUGCCGUCGCCAUAUCUUCGUUUUCGCCGUCUCCGCCACGUCGCCGCCGACUGCAAGAUGGGUGUGCGUAUCGUGGCGAAGGGUGCCGGGGGCCAUCGGAUUUUUUAUCCCAUUAAUGUGUGGUACGUUGCAGAGUGCGCAUGUUCCACUCGCAGUAUCCCUCCUCCCCAGGUGGUCCUGCAGGGCCUGCCACUCUGA